Molecule: messenger RNA, 903 nt
Organism: Miscanthus lutarioriparius
Lineage: Eukaryota; Viridiplantae; Streptophyta; Magnoliopsida; Poales; Poaceae
Source: the annotation of a GenBank genome assembly
AUGUCGAAGGUGCCGCUCGCGGUGGGAACAGAGGCGGCCAUCGUCGCCGCCACCGGCACGGGUACCAUACCGGCGUCGCGCUUCCGCAUCCAUCGAUGUCGAAGUGCCUCCUCCUCCUGUAUGCUGCUAUUUCCACACCUCCCCGUGCGGUGGUGGCCCAACCAAAGCCCGCCCGGCCACCGGGCGCCGAGGGCCUCGUCCGACACCGCAGCGAACAAGGUCUGCACAUUCUACCAGAAAGGUGCAUGCUCGUAUGGUAGCCGUUGCAGAUAUGACCAUGUCAAAGUUUCUCGUAACCCCACAGUGCCACCACCACCCCCAACAUCAAGUGCUGCAAGACGUGUCACAUCUACUUCUCUUCAACUUUUAAGUUCCAGUCAACCUCACACGGGACACCAAACUGAUUCAAGCAACCAAAGACAUCAGAUAUCUGUGGAUGUGUUGGCACAUUCUGCCAGUAAGCCUGCAUGGAGAAAUGAUUUUCAACAUGACAUUGUUUCAGAUGAUGGAAUUGACUGGUCCUCUAAUCGAAAUUUGCUAAAUCAGACGUCAUUGAAACCUGCAGAUCUGCCUAUUUGUUCUUUUGCUGCUGCACUGAGGGCUUGCCCAAUAUGUCGGAAACUUUCAUACUAUGUCAUUCCAAGUGUUCUUUGGUACUUCUCAAAGGAAGAGAAAGAGGAGAUCACUGAAAGCUACAAAUCCAAGCUCAAGUCGAUUGAUUGCAAGUACUUCGACUUUGGGACUGGCUCAUGCCCCUUUGGAACAAGUUGUUUCUACAGGCAUGCCUACAGAGAUGGCCGCUUGGAAGAGGUUGUACUGUGGCAUCUUGAUGCUGAUGAUGGAAGUACAGUAAUUGCAAAAGAUAUCAGGUUAUCGGACUUCCUCAUUUGGAUGCAUCUUUAG